Messenger RNA from Naegleria gruberi, 2673 nucleotides. RefSeq names its product alpha-actinin. NCBI's taxonomy places the organism in Eukaryota, Heterolobosea, Eutetramitea, Acrasida, Naegleriidae. The transcript has 2 exons. The record is from RefSeq and is a predicted model, not a curated record. Gene Ontology annotation, biological process: actin cytoskeleton organization. Gene Ontology annotation, molecular function: actin filament binding; calcium ion binding. Gene Ontology annotation, cellular component: cortical actin cytoskeleton; cell projection; plasma membrane. Bases 62 to 2620 code for a protein of 852 amino acids.
ACAUUUUUAAAAAAAAACAAAACCAACCCUCUGUACAACACUUUACCAGUAAACACAAAAAAUGUCUGCUGAAUGGGAACGUAUCCAAAUGAGAGCCUUCACCAAGUGGGUCAACUCUCAUCUCCGUAAGAGAAGCAUCCAAGUCGAAGAUAUCAUUGAAGAAUUCGAAACAGGUGUCCCAUUGAUUCACUUGUAUGAAGUCAUUUCUGAUGAAACCUUGGGUCAAUUCUAUGCUAAUCCACGUAUGAAGUUCCACAAGAUUGCCAACUUGAAUUUGGUUGUUGAUAAAGUCAACAGUUUCAUUGGAAGUGUUGGUAUUCGUUUGCAAUUCUCUGCUGAACAAAUUGUCAAUAAGGAAAAGACACAAAUCUUGGGUAUGAUUUGGUGUUUGAUUCACAAGUUUGAAAUUCAAGACAUUUCUGAAGAUGAACUUUCUGCCAGAGAAGGUUUAUUGUUGUGGUGUAAGAAAAAGACCAAGGGUUACAACAAUGUCAAUGUUAAAGAUUUCAAGGGAUCAUGGCAAGAUGGUUUGGCUUUCUGUGCCUUGAUUCACAAACACAGACCUGAUUUGUUAGAUUUUGACUCUUUGGAUCCAACCAAUGCUAGGGAAAAUCUCCAACUUGCCUUUGAUGUUGCUGAAAAGCAUUUGGAUAUUCCACAAUUGUUAGAUGCUGAUGACAUGAUCAAGUUUACUCCUGAUGAUAAGUCAGUCAUGACCUAUGUUGCUUAUUAUUGGAAACGUUUCGCUUCCAGUAAUAGAAAUGAAAAGGCUGGUCGUAAAUUGGCUAAGGUUGCUCAACGUGAACAAGAAUUGAACAACAUGAAGAAUGAUUAUGAAAAGCGUGCUCAAGCUUUGGUUGACUGGAUUGAUACCAACACUGACUCACUUUCUGAUCCAACUUUCGAACACUUUGGUGAUUCAUUGGCCAAAGCUGAAGAUAAGAAGGAAGAAUUCAGAAAGUUCAAGGAUCAAGAAAAGCCAAAUCAAUCAUCAGAAAAGAACGAUUUGGAAUUGUUAUUGUCCAACAUUCGUACCAAGCAAAAGAACGAAGGUUUACCAAUCUACAAUCCACCAACUGAUUUGUCAACUGCCACCAUCAAUGACAAGUGGGACGGUUUGAACAAGAAGCAAGAUACUUAUGAUAAGGCCUUGAGAGAACAUAUCACUUUGAUGAAGAAGUUGGAAAUCUUAUUGUCUCGUUUCAGAGUUCGUGCCAAGAAGAUUUCUGAAUGGCAAGAUGGUAAGAAUAAGGGUUACUUCAAGGAAGAUUUGAACAAGUUAGAUACUGUCUCAGCAUUGCAAGCCAAGAUUAACAUUCACGAAACCUUUGAAGAUGAAUUGGCUGGUGUUAACAAGUCAUUGAAUGAAACCAAUGCUAUUGGUGAUAAGAUUGUUGAAGGUAGACAUGAAGCUGCUCCAGAAGUCAAGUCAACUAUGGAUAAGUUGAAGAAUGGUCAAGAUGAUGUCAAGCAAAAGUCUGAUGAUAAGAAACAAGAAUUAGACGACAGAUUGAAGAACUUGGAAGCAUUGUUGGGCAAGUGUUUGGAUUUGGCUAAGAAAUCUGAAGGUUUGGCCAUGUUCUUGGAUGAUAUUUCCCUUGCUUUGCUCGAACCAAUCACUGCUUCAAGUGUUAAGGAUGUUGACGUCUUUGUUGACAUUUUGGGUGACGUUGAAAAUCGUCAUGCUGAACAAGCUCCAUUGUUGGAUGCUAUCAAUCAAUUGGUUGAUGAAAUUAAGAAUGCUGGUGGUGAUCCAAACUUAUACUCUGCUGUUAAUAACAAUGAUUUGGACAACCAAUUCAAGGAAGCUGGUAACCUCAUUUCUGACAGAAAGAAGAAUUUGGAAGAAGAAAAGAGAAGAUUGUCAGGUAACGAAGAAUUGUUGGCUCAAUUCGCUCAAUUGUGUGACAAGUACACUGAAUUUGCUGUUGAACAAAAGGACGGUUUGAACACUAUCAGACAAAACACUGAAAAUCUCGAAGAACAAUUGCAAAAGGUUAAGGAACAAGCUGCUGUUAUCAGAGCUGAAUCUGAAAAGCAAUACGAAUCCUUGAUCUCUGUCUUGAAGGAUUUGGAAGCUCGUGAAAUUCUCGAAUUGUCAAAGGUUACUGAAUCUGAAAUCAAGUCAGUUCGUGACAAUUUGGAAAAGUUCGUCGACAAGUCAAUCUACGAAAUUGAAUCCACUCUCCUCACUGAUAAGAACGAAGGUUUGACUGAAGAACAAAUUAAGGACUUUAGAGAAACCUUCAAGUACUUUGAUAAGGACAAAGAUGGCAAGUUGUCAAAGCAAGAUUUCAAGGCCUGUGUCUGUUCAUUGGGUGAAGAUAUUGAUGAUAAGGAAGUCGAAAAGGUCUUUGCUGUCGUUGAUACUGAUAAGGAUGGUUUCGUUGAAUUCAAUGAAUUCUUGGGUUACAUGAGAAGAAUUGGUUCUGAAGGUUCUGGUUAUGAGGACGUUAUGGAAUCAUUCAAGCAAUUGGCAGGUGAAAAGGACUUUAUCACAGAAGCUCAAUUGAGAUCUGUUAUGGAACCAGCUGAAGCUGAUUUCUUGUUGCAACAAAUGCCAAAGAAGGGUGACGGUUAUGACUAUGUUGCCUACUGUAACAAUACUUUCAAUAAGUAAUUGAUACACCAACCUUAACUACUAGUUCAAAAAAUAAAAAAAUCAAACUUUUC